AUGUCCUCUAACAUGUGUUGAUAAUACUUUGUUGAUGAAAGAAGUCGUAAAAUAGGAAAUUGUUCUUGUUGAGUUGUACUAUGAGAAGUGAACCCAAGUGGUCGUGGGCAGCCUCACCCUUAUUUUGUGUGAUGGUACAGCUGCAGCUAGGACUUCUGUCAUCACCGACGCAAAAGAUGAGUGAAAGUGGUAUCUGGUAGGAGGAUGCUUGUUCCAUCUCGACGCAUAGAUGAGUGAAAGUGGGAGACCGUUGAGAGCAAUGGAAGAGCUGAAAAGAAUUGAAAGGAAUUCGCAAAUAGCUGCAAAAAAUGUCGAAACCUUCAUCAACUGACCGUUAUUAUUCUAAGUAGGUACUUAGCCUAAAAAAGGGAGUGUUAAUACGCGCAUCCAAAAAAGCAAUACCUUUACCUACUACUACCUACUUAUGUCAGUGGUCUGUGUACUAGCGACACCGAGUUUCUUGUUAGGAAACAGCACUUGUUAGUACUCAAGAUUGAGACCACUUGGCAAAUAGAAGUUACAUGACUGAUUGAGACUUGGAAGACAACGAACUAGCUACGCGAGGACCUUGACCAACCUAAGUUAGGUUAGUAAUAAUACAAAACCACAAGAACAAUGUCCUCUUCGCCAAAGGGGCGUAGUCCUGCGGCGAUGAAGACGAGUAGCCCUAAGCGCGGUUCGUCAAAAAGACCACAGAGUCCGAGUGGUAAACCAGCAAAACGCCCAUUGGUGAUGAAACGGAAAUUUAUGAAUUGGUGAUGAUGAUGAUGAUGAUACAGCAAUAGCGAUCGAUCCGAUUAAUAACUUCUUUCUGGAGGUACUACUUCUAGGAUUGUACUAAGUGGAAGCUGUCGCACUCGCAGAGUUUCAUUCGCCUCUUACACUUCAAAGUGAACAAACUACACGGAGAGGAUAAUUUGUUUGCCCUUAUGGCAGUCUGCACUGAACUCUGUGCGAGAUUAAGUAGCAUUGUAUUGCACUCUUCUAACUUAGAUACCAACCGACCUAGCUAUGUGCUUCGGGAAGACGUGGACAACACGGAAUUUUGGGACCGAGUGGCUCCAGAAUACGAUGCCGAAAUUCUCAGCACCAUCGAAGAGGACGUCACCACCACUAUCCGGAAAAUCCUCGACGAAAAUGCGCAGGGAAGUAAAGGUUAUGUUGAAGAGAUUUUUCUUUCAAUGUCAUCAUGGACCUGUCGUCUCAACGUCAAGAAGUGCUAUACUGGGGACUUCCUACCCUAGCCACUUCUAACAAGCACAGGCAAAAACAAGAUUUGAAGUCCUAGUAACAAGUAUGUAUUAAUGUUGUUGUUGGCACGACGUAGAUCAAAGAAAGCGUUUGCCGUGGUCUAAGUGCUCAAAGAAAGGUCUAAGUACUUGAAUCUAAUACCCCAAGCCCCAAUUGGCAGUGGAUUUCGGCUGUGGUGUUGGAAAGUAUCUUCCAGCGUUGUCUGAGCGCUUCUCAAAGGUCAUAGGGAUGGACUUUUCAGCUGGUCUAUUGCACUUCGCGAGGACGAAAACUUUUAUGUGGGAAGACGAGUGAAUGUGAAUAGAUCCGACCUCGCAUGUAUGGUUCUGGUAUUUUUGGUAUAGCCUGAAUUUGAUCAUAAGGGUUCUCUUCUUGUUUUCCCUUAAUAUGAUCAAACUCAGGUUACCAAAUACCGGAACCAUUCACGUUUUUACGUAGACGGGUACAUCAUUUUUUGCAUCUAGCGAAAACAGCAAGUUCAUGAUCUCCAAAGUUGAGUCACCGAGGAAACCUACGCAUAACCGAAUAAAUUGACCCAUCGUCCUUCCCUCGCAUGAAAAUCGUCCUUCCCUACGACCAUCAAAGCUACUCCUACCCUACGUUCAUCACAACGAAGUUAGGAAACGUAACAAUACCGGAUGCAGUCUCGUUGACGGAGACGGCGAAGGUUCUGCAGCUAGUGGGUGGCGCAGUAGCUGAUUUCGGCGUUUGCGCCAACGUCUUAUUGUCGCCUGAAGUCGAUACGCAGAUGGUAUUGAUUUCCGCCUUUUGCCCAACGUCUUAUUGUCGCCUGAAGUCGAUACGCAGAUGGUAUUGUAAUGUUUCAUUUCACGACAAGUGGCACUUGAUGAUCCAUUUAAGACUCUGCAACAGAUACUGAUUCUUGAUCUUGUAGCUUCUAAUUGUACUUCAUCAAUUAUAUUUUUUUUGCCAAAAAUGAACCCCCAAUAGGGCAUCCUCAAAACGCUUUUCGCUUGCAUGAAGCCAGCUGGAAGGGUGUUUCUUUUGGUGCCGGCAUUGGAGUCGCACGUCCUAGGCCUCUGGGCGGUUAAGCAUGGUCCUGGAAAGGAAAGUGCAGAAUUACAAGCUUAUGACACAGAAACUGUUGCUUUGUUGGAAGAUGUUAAAUACACUUACAAAUACUUACAUGUUCUUGCAUUACAAAUAAUAGGUGGUACUAAGUAGUUGUCCUGAACAACUUUUGGAAUGCACGUUGGAUCGGGUACAACUACGCGAAUAAUUCUUAUUCUUGACUCCUCCGACCUCCUCUAACAACCGGAGGUGAAAGUCUACAAUGAGCAAAUCUCGAAGGAGGACGUGCAAAACGGCAUCGUGAAGCGUGGGGAAGAGGGCGUCAGAACACAACACUACGUCAAGGAGCAGAUCGAAGAGAUGUGCAGAAUGGUAUCGAGUUGUUCUAAGAAUCUUCUGCUUGUUUUGAAGUAGGUCUAGGAUCUACAACAUCUAGUAAAUGGGAAUCAGAAUAUUACGCAUAGACAGUCUACUAAGUCUGCUCAGAAGACGAGCCAAUCCAAAACACAUCGAAUACGGGCAACUCUUAAAUUACCAGGUCGGCUUCACCGUGGAACGCACUACGAGAGCAGAAUACAAAUGGAAUUCCGAGUAUGAUUUCGAGUCGCUAUCAAAAGGAGGCAAGUCGCUAGCCACAGGGUUUGGGAAGCUCAAAUGCGGACCCUACGAUUGGAUCUUGGUUUUACGGAAGUAGCAGGUGAGUAGUUCUUGUGAGUUUUGUUAGGCAUUGAAUGUCAAUGAAAAGAAGAAGUUGAACUUGUCUGUUGUUGUAUCGAAAGAAAAUGUAGUAGGACGGACUACCGCUGGCGACCCUGACUGACAAAUAUAGUCGUGAGAGUUACUCGAGAAGAACACAACGUUUUGUUGACCAAUAGACCAGUAGUGGACUUGGGGAACAAAAUAUCAACAGCUGUAAAGAAAUUCCACCAAUUGUCCCUAGAAGUGGUUCGGAAAAUGGCCUUUGUAGAGGCUAUUCUCAGGACCACGGAUUUUUAGACCACUAGAAAAUGUGUGUAUAAUUACCUGUAGAGAUGAAAAGAUACUAGUACAGAAGAAACAAAAUAUUAAGAACGCAAAGAGACUUUUCUUAUUUCUCAGAUUGAAAAUUCUAAUUCAUCCCUCCUGGUCGUGUGUAUGUGCGUAAAGUUCUUGAACCUUGUUCUUGAAUCAUCUGCAUUUGAUAAUGCUAGCUGAGUAGAGACGAGGACCCAUGAAGAAUAGCGGAUUCUUACACACACAAAACGCCUUACGAUGUAGGUUUCAGCCUAUUGGGUUUAGGGUGCAUCAUUAUACCCGAGG
Messenger RNA from Amoebophrya sp. A25, 3582 nucleotides. The record is from the annotation of a GenBank genome assembly. NCBI's taxonomy places the organism in Eukaryota, Dinophyceae, Syndiniales, Amoebophryaceae.